Molecule: messenger RNA, 1647 nt
Organism: Zea mays
Lineage: Eukaryota; Viridiplantae; Streptophyta; Magnoliopsida; Poales; Poaceae
Exons: 7
Coding region: 197-1429 (410 amino acids)
Molecular function (GO): metal ion binding; mRNA binding
Source: RefSeq, a predicted model, not a curated record
UCGUCGAAAGAGGAGAGAGAAAUAAUAAAUAUACGACGAGGGGGCAUGGCCCCCCUCUCCCUUAUUCUAUUCCUCCACACCGAUCACUCGCUGCUCCCCUCUCUCGCCGGAGCUCCGGGCCGGAUGGCGGCGGCAGCAGCAGCUCCUCCCGCCUCCGUGAUCGCGUGAUGGACGCACACACCGCCGCGCUCCGCCGAUGGACGACGCCGGAAGGCCACCACCACACGCUCCCGUGGCGGUGACCGCCUCCGCCUCCGCCUCCGCCACCGCCGCGCCCGCCCCUCCCCAACCCUCAGCCACUGCUGCCGUCGACAGGUCCUCCCCCGACCCCGACGCGCUCUAUGAAGAGGGGAUGUGGCAACAAAUGGCCAUGGACAGCGGUGCCACUAUGCAACCUGGGUCAUAUCCUGAGCGACCAGGUGAACCCGACUGCACUUACUAUCUCAGGACUGGAUUGUGUCGAUUUGGCAUGAGCUGCCGAUUCAAUCAUCCUCCGGAUAGGAAUCUGGCUAUUGCCUCUGCCAGAAUGAAGGGAGAAUAUCCUGAGAGAGCGGGACAGCCAGAGUGUCAGUAUUAUCUGAAGACUGGAACAUGCAAGUUUGGCCCUACAUGCAAAUUUCACCAUCCCAGGGAAAAGGCUGGAAUUGCAGGGAGGGUGCAGCUAAACACAUCAGGAUAUCCACUCCGCCCGAAUGAAAAGGAGUGUGCAUAUUAUUUAAAAACAGGACACUGUAAAUAUGCAAAUACUUGUAAAUUCCACCAUCCGGAACUUUUCAAUGUGGUGCCUUCGUCACGUGGUUCUCCUAUUUAUACCUCUGUACAUUCCUCUGCGAGUGCUGGUCCGCAGUCCUAUACUGGAACUAUGCCAAGCUGGGCUUUUCCACGAGCUUCUUUUAUACCAAGCCCUAGGUGGCAAAGUCCUUCAAAUUAUGCGCCGAUGAUUGUACCUCAGGGCCUUGUUCAAAUGCAGAGCUGGAAUUCAUAUACUGGUCAGCUGCAGUCACCUGGGGCUCAACAAACUUAUGGAAGUUCACAACAAGGAGAAGCUAGUACAGGAAAUCAGGGAAUGCUGUCACCAUACAGACCCAGUUCGUUUCCCGUGCCUCAAUAUGCGCUGCAGAGAGAGAAUGUAUUUCCUGAGAGACCUGAUGAACCAGAAUGCCAAUAUUACAUGAAGACAGGAGAUUGUAAAUUCGGUGCAGUGUGCAAGUUCCAUCAUCCCCGGGGUGAAGAACUGUGCAAAUUCUAUUCUCGUUACGGCAUCUGCAAGUUCGGCGCCAACUGUAAAUUCGACCAUCCUACAGUGGUUGCUCCAAUGGUCUAUGCGUAUGGUUUCUCCGCGUCUGCUUCCCCUGCAUCCGCUUCGACUAAUGUACCUAUGGCGCGACGCCUUCUGGGAUCCCCACCGGGGUCUGGAUAUACAUCUUAGGCGUCGUUUUUUUUUUCAGUUGACCUACUUCGAUUUAUAAAAUCCAUGGCACUGCCUCAGGCGCUGUGAAUGUUUCUCCUAACUUCCUGCCGGGAUCAAAGUUCUGUAAAUUGAGUUGCUACCGGAGAUGUACAGCCCCUUUUUUUUUGGUUAAUCCAGAUCUUUGGGAAUAACUCUCGAAACCGAAUAAACUUUGGAUACAGAGAUGCCAGUUUUCA